Molecule: messenger RNA, 1854 nt
Organism: Fusarium venenatum
Lineage: Eukaryota; Fungi; Ascomycota; Sordariomycetes; Hypocreales; Nectriaceae
Product: pyridoxal phosphate-dependent transferase
Biological process (GO): heme biosynthetic process
Cellular component (GO): mitochondrion
Molecular function (GO): 5-aminolevulinate synthase activity; pyridoxal phosphate binding
Source: RefSeq, a predicted model, not a curated record
AUGGAUGCUGUUCUUCGCCAGUCCAAGGCCAUGUGCCCUUUUAUGAAGACGGCCACUCCCGCCACUCUGCGCGCCUUGUCAACUUCGUCUCGCGCCCUUCCGGCUCCUGCCUCGCCAUGUGGAGGCACCAUGUCGAAGCUGCAGCUUCUUGGUCAGCGAUGCCCCGUCAUGGGUAAGGCCAUGGCUGUUCAGACCGCCAAGAACCGCGCUGCUGGCUCUGUUCGUGCCUUCUCCAACCACUCCAAGACUGGAAAGGCCAAGAUUCAUACUUCCAGCAACAAGGAGGCUCGUGCUGUUGAACGCCCACUCUUCGAAGGCCGCGACAAUGCUCCUCCUGGUAUUCACGCGAACCGAAAGGCCGCAUCCGCAUCCCCAACCGCUUCCGCUGCCGCCGCUGGCUUCCAAUCUCCUGGCAAAUUCGACUAUGAAACCUUUUACAACACUGAGCUCGAGAAGAAACACAAGGAUAAAUCCUACCGUUACUUCAACAAUAUCAACCGUUUGGCAAAGGAGUUUCCGCGUGCACACAUGUCUGACAAGGAGGAUCGAGUAACUGUCUGGUGCGCCAACGACUACCUUGGCAUGGGCCGCAAUCCCCAUGUUCUCAACACGAUGCACAAAACCUUGGAGGAAUAUGGUGCUGGUGCGGGCGGUACUCGAAACAUCUCUGGUCACAACAAGCACGCCGUUGAGCUGGAGGCUACACUGGCCAAGCUUCACGCCAAGGAUAGCGCUCUUGUGUUCAGCUCUUGCUAUGUUGCCAACGACGCAACCCUGGCGACACUCGGCAGCAAGUUGCCCGAAUGCGUUAUUCUUUCCGAUAGCUUGAACCACGCCUCUAUGAUCCAGGGAAUCCGACACUCUGGCACCAAGAAGAUUGUUUUCAAGCACAACGAUGUGCAGGACCUCGAGGCCAAGCUGGCUUCGCUACCCCUACACGUGCCUAAGAUCAUAGCUUUCGAGUCGGUGUACAGUAUGUGCGGCUCCAUUGGUCCUAUUGAGGAAAUCUGUGAUCUUGCCGACAAGUAUGGCGCCAUCACUUUUCUUGAUGAAGUCCAUGCCGUCGGCAUGUACGGUCCUCAUGGUGCUGGUGUUGCUGAGCACCUUGACUGGGAAGCCCAUGCCAACGGUGCCCCUCGCGGGACCAUCAUGGACCGAAUCGACAUUAUCACUGGUACUCUGGGCAAGGCGUACGGUUGCGUCGGUGGCUAUAUCGCUGGUAGCGCCAAGUUCAUUGACGUGAUCCGAUCGUUGGCCCCCGGCUUCAUCUUCACUACUUCUUUGCCUCCUGCUACCAUGGCUGGUGCCCAAACCUCUAUUGAGUACCAGAUGGAGUACGAUGGCGACCGACGACUCCAGCAGCUGCACACUCGUGCUGUCAAGGAGGCUAUGAACGCUCGCGACAUCCCUGUCAUCCCCAAUCCCUCUCACAUCAUUCCUGUACUAGUUGGCAACGCCGAGACCGCCAAGGCGGCUUCCGACAUGCUUCUCAACGACUACGGAAUUUAUGUCCAAUCCAUCAACUACCCCACCGUUCCAGUUGGUCAGGAGCGUCUUCGCAUCACCCCUACCCCCGGCCAUGUCAAGGAGUACCGCAACCAGCUUGUCGAGGCUGUUGAUGAGAUCUGGACUCGCCUCAACAUCAAGCGAACCUCCGACUGGGCUGCCGAGGGUGGCUUUAUUGGUGUCGGCGAGGAGAGCAACGUACAGAACCCUCUUUGGACUGACAAGCAACUCAACGUUGAGCAGGCUACGAAGGAGAUCAAGGCCACCGGUCAAGCCGCCAAUGGUAUUACUGAGGCGCUUCUCGAGCUUGAGAUUAAGCAAUCCUCCGAGGUCGCUACUGCUGCUUAA